UUUUAGAAAAACACAUUAUCUGUGUGUCACCGCUCUCUCUCCACAAAUAUACACCUAUUAGGCUUUUAACAUUUGUGGUGAUUUUUAAAUUAUUUCUUUUUUACUUUUUUAUAAUUUCCUUUAAGAUUGCUGUUACUGAGACAUGUCGUGUACAUUUUUAUAAUUUACCUUAUUGUAUCCUACACACCCUUGAGUGCAUUACCCACAUUGAACAUGUGGCGGCAGCAAAAUCACACGAACUCGUGAAAGUCUCGGAAACAUUUCUCUCGUCUUUGAAAGCAUAAUGUGCUUCUUGUUUCGAGAGAAAUGUGUGCUUCAUGUGUGUCUUAUGCUUUAAAUGUAGUUAAAAUUGAAAAUGUUUUAUUGAUAAGGUUUAAAAGUGCCUUGCUUUAAAGUCAUCUUUCUAUACAGUUGUGUGCUUUGAUAUAUUGUGAUGUGAAAAUAAAUAUAAAAACGACUAUGAAAUGUAUUCUUCAGAGAGUGAUUACAGCAUUCUAGUGAAACUCCGCAGUAGCGUUGACAUGUCCGAAUAAUUUAAGUUCGAACAGUUCAUCGAAAUGAACCGAUUCAAAGAAACGACUCCCACCGAGUCAGGAAUUUCUCGCGUGCAAUUUACCGAUCACCCACAACAGGCUUUGCGAGUCGAUUCAAAUGAAUCUCUAGAUUCGGUUCAGCCAGAAUGAUUCGCUCGGAAGUUGGACAUCGUCGGGCACUCGGCGAGUCUUCAUGAGGAACGCACGAGCAUCAAUAGCAGUUCUUGCACCAGUUUACCAAACAUUUUCUAUCAGGGUUUAUUCAGCGACUACUAGUAAACAGAAUAAAGUUAACACAUAUGAGGAUUAAUAACAAGGAAGCGAAAAGUGGAUAUAGAAGAAUGAAUAUAUCAUAUUUACGCACGAUUUUUUUCUUGCUGUCAGUUUCAUCCUUGCAUGACUGUAAUGAUUCGGCACUGGGUUGUAUGGAUAAGAACAGAGCGAUGGCCGUACUGCGUCAGAUGGAGAAGUUCCUCAAAGCACAGGAGGUCCGGUUUACAGAAGGGCUUCGGAUUAUGAAGUCCAAACUCACCAGUCUUCAAAACUCUGUGUCCAAGUUUCCACAAUCAGACCAGUCCUCGUCUCAGCUCUCGUGUCCACCUCUGAUGGCUCCGGCCCACGGGAGGAAGUUUGGCUCGAAAUACCUGGUGGGCCAUGAGGUCCAUUUCACAUGUUCUCAGGGUUUUCGCUUGGUGGGGUUGGGAACACGCGUGUGCCAGGAAAACGGCACCUGGAGCGGAGUCACCGUCAUCUGUAAAGAUGUGAGCGUGUGCAGCAGUAACCCGUGUCAGAACGGUGCCACCUGCGUGGAGACCCUCAACCAGUACAAGUGCACCUGUCCACACAACUGGAGCGGAAACCACUGCCAGUAUCAGACUCAAACAGCUCCUCCAGAAUGGAGCGUUGUGAAUGAUCCGGCCUUCAGCCGCAAACCUCGCUGUGCAAAAGUGGACCAUGCCCAGCACUGUAGCUGCGACGCUGGCUUUCACAUGAGCGGAACCUCAGACAACAGCAUCUGUCAGGAUGUGAAUGAAUGUGAGGUGUACAAGACCGAGCGUGGAGGACCUCUGUGUGCUCAUGCCUGCGUAAACAUCCCUGGAUCUUAUCACUGUUCCUGUCCCACCGGUUACAAACUGCUCACUGAUGGAAGGAGCUGUGAGGAUGUGGACGAAUGUCUUACGCAACAGCACAACUGCAGCCGCGGCACCAGCUGUGUUAACACCGGAGGAGGUUUCCAAUGCGACAACCCCGAGUGCCCGCGCUCGCACGCCAACGCCAGCUAUGUCAAGACCUCACCUUUCCAGUGCGAAAGAAACCCCUGUCCCAUGGAUAGCCGCUCCUGUCCGUUCGCCGCAAAGACCAUCUCUUACCAUUACCUAUCCCUGCCCACCAAUCUGCGCACCCCCGCCACCCUGUUCCGCAUGGCCACUGCGACCGCUCCGGGAAGGCCGGGACCGGACAGCCUCCGUUUCGGCAUCGCCGGAGGAGGUGACGCCAGGAGCUUAUUCGUCAUGCAGCGCUCAGACCGUCAAACCGGAGAGCUGAUCCUGGUUCAGCCGUUACAAGGACCUCAGGAGCUCAGCGUGGAGGUAGAGAUGUCCGAAUAUGCUGACCGCACCUUCCAAGCCAAACAUCUGGCUCGAGUCCAUCUUCUGGUUUCGUCCUAUGAGUUCUGAAGAGAUGGAGGGGUAUCGUCGCAUGUCUGAUCUUGAAGGAAACGGUUCAGAGGGAUGAAUGUUUUCCUUUGGAGGGUCUGAAUGAUAGAGUUGUUCAUAGACUCAGCUCUGGUUUUGAUGUUGACGUGUCUUAGAAAUGAAAGACGUGGACGGCAGUGUAAUGUAACGCUGAUUUUCCAACUUUAAUGUACUCACACAAAAAUGCUUUUUACUUGCUGGUACAUUUUUGGUUAAAGGUAAAGCGUGUCAUUUUCCAUCCCAGUUUUUAAAGACAGUGAUGAAUAAACUUAUUACCUGGAUUUCUGAAGAGGGUAAACACUGUGACUCUGUAGUAUUGCUCUGUUUGUUUGAGCGCCAAUAUUUACCAUAUGGCUGUCAAAACAAUAAAACAAACAAUCAUGAAAAUGACACCGAUCCAAACUGUAACCUGCCAAUUUACAGCCGAUUCCAUUAGUUAUGGUCAAUAUUAUGCAUUCGUGCAUUUGCAAUGAUAUUAAAACAAACGUUUAUGGGUUGCAUUCCACAUAAAAAAUACUGUAGUAUACUUCAAUAUUUACUAUAGUAAAGUGCGAAAAGCUACCAAAGUCUUUUCGAACCUUCCUAUAGUAAAUAUUAAAGUGCACUCCAGUGCAUCAAUUCAGUACAGUUAAUGCUAAAAAAUAUAUACUAACACUGGGUUCACACCAAACGCGAAUUAAGCGUUUUGCACGAGUAAAUUACAUACAAAGUCAAUUCAAAGACAUGUACAGACGCGAACUCGUGGCAGGCGGUGCGAAUGAUGCGUCUUCCACAAAGGUUGAAAAUAUUUGUCAGAUCGCGUCACUCACGCGAAAAUAACGAACGUUUCCCGCGAGUAAUAAAGAGCGUGGAACGCGAUUGUUCGCGUUUGGUGUGAACCCAGCAUAACACUGGGUUCACACCAAACGCGAAUUAAGCGUUUUGCGUGAGUAAAUUACACGCAAAGUCAAUGCAAAGACGCGUACAGACGCGAACUCGUGGAAGGCGGUGCGAAUGACGCAAAUUGGGCGUCAAUCUUGUCUUCCGCGAAGGUUGACGUCACUCACGUGAAAAUAACGAACUUUUUCCGCGAGUAAUAAAGAGCGUGGAACGCGAUUGUUCGCGUUUGGUGUGAACCCAGCAUAACACAAUUAAUUCUAUAUUUUACUAUAGUAAAUAGUACACUACUUUACAAGUUUAAUACACUACCUUACUAGUUUAAUAAUUCACUAUAGUUAAUACUACACAAUAGCAAACAUUAACAAAAUGACAAUAAUAUGCUACAGUUUACUAAGCUUUAUCGUUGGUUGGUUUCACCAUUAAAUAAACAAUGUGGCUACAGUGAAUAAGUGCUGAAGAAUUAAUACACGAAGACACAAAAAUCUAAUAAACCUGAGAAACAUAUUGUAAGAAAUUGCUUGUUUUAAUGAUCUUUGUUAAACAGACAAAACAUCUUCAGCUUGAAUGAAUGUUGAAAGUUUAUUUCAGCUUGUAAAUGUGCACCGCUGUCAAACAGACCUUCAACAACAGCACAUUUUAACAUCUACCUACAUGAAUUAUUCCAUAGUUUGAAUUAGCGUUUAUAUAUGUGGAAUGUUUUUUUAUUAAGAAUGACAAUAUCUCAACAUUUUCUUAACAUAUAUAUUGCUGUUCAUGUUUGCCUUGUCAUGUUCAUGUAUAUCAGGGUUUGUAUCUGACAAUGAAAUCAACUUUACAUGGUGAAUUUUAUUUCUCUGUUCCACACACCUUGAUCUUCAUUUUUGUUUGUAUUUUGACACUGUCUGUUGUUCUUGCAUAAAACAAUCUUCUCAAAGAAGGGAACAUUAACAAUCAACUCAUCAAAAUGAAUAAACAGUUAGUGGAACUGA
Messenger RNA from Triplophysa rosa, 4074 nucleotides. RefSeq names its product fibulin-7. Bases 833 to 2209 code for a protein of 458 amino acids. The record is from RefSeq and is a predicted model, not a curated record. The transcript is spliced from 8 exons. Lineage: Eukaryota; Metazoa; Chordata; Actinopteri; Cypriniformes; Nemacheilidae. Gene Ontology annotation, molecular function: calcium ion binding.